Messenger RNA from Monoraphidium neglectum, 171 nucleotides. RefSeq lists its product as hypothetical. The coding region runs from base 1 to 171 and encodes 56 amino acids. The record is from RefSeq and is a predicted model, not a curated record. NCBI's taxonomy places the organism in Eukaryota, Viridiplantae, Chlorophyta, Chlorophyceae, Sphaeropleales, Selenastraceae. The transcript is spliced from 2 exons.
AUGGGCAGGCUCAAGACACUGUACCUCUUGCUCUCCGGUACUCUGAGCCCCGAAUUUGGUGUGGCCUGGCAGGCAAUGGAGGAGCUGGCGCUGAACACCAACGCCUUCACAGGGCCGCUGCCCAACCAGUGGGCCGCGAUGGGCAAGCUCAAGAAGCUGUACAUUUCGUGA